GGGGCCUCGGGCGGCGCGGGUGCAUCCCAGCUGCGGAGCGCAGGCAGGCUGGCGGGCGGCGGGUCCGCAGCGGCGCGGCGUCCGGGCUCCGCGACGGGCUGAGGGCCAUGGCCGCCUCUCCGGGCCCGGCCGGCGGUGCCGCCGCCGGGGCAGUGCACGGCUCCGGCCCGUUUGGCCUCGCCUUCGACUCCGGACUCGAGAUCAAAACUCGCUCGGUGGAGCAGACGCUGCUCCCGCUGGUUUCUCAGAUCACCACACUUAUUAAUCAUAAAGAUAAUACCAAAAAGUCUGAUAAAACUCUGCAAGCAAUUCAGCGUGUAGGACAAGCCGUCAACUUGGCAGUUGGAAGAUUUGUUAAAGUAGGGGAAGCUAUAGCCAAUGAAAACUGGGACUUGAAAGAAGAAAUAAAUAUUGCCUGUAUUGAAGCUAAACAAGCAGGAGAAACAAUUGCAGCGCUUACUGAUAUGAGCAGCUUGAAUCGUCCAGAAUCUGAUGGCCAGAUCACAAUUUUUACAGAUAAAACAGGAGUUAUAAAGGCUGCAAGAUUACUUCUUUCUUCAGUGACAAAAGUGUUAUUGCUGGCAGACCGAGUAGUCAUUAAGCAGAUAAUAAGGUCAAGAAAUAAGGUUCUUGCAACUAUGGAAAGACUGGAGAAAGUGAACAGCUUUCAAGAGUUUGUCCAAAUAUUCAGUCAAUUUGGAAAUGAAAUGGUGGAGUUUGCACAUCUUACUGGAGAUAGACAAAAUGAUUUGAAAGAUGAAAAGAAAAAGGCAAAAAUGGCAGCAGCUAGGGCAGUUCUUGAAAAGUGUACAAUGAUGCUUCUCACAGCUUCAAAGACGUGUCUCAGGCAUCCCAACUGUGAAUCAGCCCAUAAAAACAAAGAAGGAGUAUUUGACAGAAUGAAAGUGGCGCUGGAUAAGGUAAUUGAAAUUGUGACCGAAUGCAAACCAAAUGGAGAGACUGACAUUUCAUCUAUCAGUAUUUUUACUGGAAUUAAGGAAUUCAAGAUGAAUAUUGAAACUCUUCGGGAGAAUCUUUAUUUUCAGUCAAAAGAGACUCUCUCUGCGAUGCUGGACGCCCUCUUGGAGCGCACAGAGGACUUUACUGAUUGUGCCUAUACCAGCCACGAGCACAGGGAACGCAUCUUGGAACUGUCAGCUCAGGCCAGGAUGGAACUGCAGCAGUUAAUUUCUGUGUGGAUUGAAGCUCAAAGCAAGAAAACAAAGAGCAUCGAUGAAGAACUGGAACUCGCUAUAUUGAAAAUCAGCCACAGCCUCAAUGAACUUAAGAAAGAACUUCAUAGUACAGCAGCUCAGCUGGCAGCAGAUCUGGUAAAAUACCACGCUGAUCAUGUGGUUCUCAAAGCAUUAAAACUUACUGGAGUAGAAGGAAAUUUAGAAGGUUUGGCUGAAUAUGCCUGCAAACUCUCUGAACAGAAAGAGCGGCUUGUUGAGACCUGUCGAUUGUUGAGACAUGUGUCUGGGACAGAACCUCUUGAAAUAACCUGUAUACAUGCAGAGGAGACAUUUCAGGUGACUGGCCAGCAGAUAAUUUCUGCUGCUGAAACUUUGACAUUGCAUCCAUCUAGUAAAAUUGCUAAAGAAAAUCUAGAUGUAUUCUGUGAAGCCUGGGAAUCCCAAAUUAGUGACAUGUUAACACUGCUGAGAGAAAUCAAUGAUGUGUUUGAAGGAAGACGAGGAGAGAAGUAUGGCUACCUUUCACUUCCAAAGCCAAUGAAGAACAAUGCAAACCUGAAAUCAUUAAAGCCAGACAAGCCUGACUCUGAGGAGCAAGCCAAGAUAGCAAAGCUUGGACUCAAGCUGGGUUUGCUCACCUCUGAUGCCAACUGCGAGAUUGAGAAGUGGGAGGAUCAGGAGGACGAGAUUGUUCGAUACGGACGGAACAUGUCCAGUAUGGCCUAUUCUCUGUAUUUAUUUACUAGGGGAGAGGGACCAAUAAAAACUUCCCAGGAUUUAAUGCAUCAACUAGAGGCUUUUGCUGAAGAGGGUUUGAAGCUUGCUUCAAGUGUGCAAGCUUUCUCAAAACAGCUGAAAGAUGAUGAUAAGCAUAUGCUUCUCCUGGAAAUAAACAAGCUUGUUCCUCUAUGCCACCAGCUCCAGGCAGUAACUAAGAUACCUUUGCAGAAUCAAGUGUUUCUAAAGGUUGAUAAGAGUAUUACAAAGACAAGAUGCAUAAUGGCUACUUUGGUCCAACUUCUCUCACUUUGCUAUAAACUGCUGAAGAAGCUUCAAAUGGAAAACAACAGAUGGGUCUCAGUUACAAAUAAAGAUUCUGUGGAUGGUAAAACUUGAGAAGCUUUUGAGGUCAGAUCUCUGGAACACCAUGUGGCAAAGCUGACAUUUUUAGAAAGCAAAUGAUCCUUUAUAUUUCAGAAACUGAACAAUUUUGUAAAGAAAACAAACUGAAAUCUUGCUUUAUUUUCUGAUCAUGAAACCGAUUGUGAAGCUUUCUGACAACUAUUAAAUGCCAUGGUAGUUGCUAUAUUUCUAAUUGCAGUGUGAUUUUAGAAUGGGACGUUGCCAUGAAUUAUGUUCUUUAAAUCAAACCAAAUAUCCCUACUGUCUUAAUGACAGUUUAAUCCAAAGAAACUAUUUUGAAUAUAUGAUCACUUUUGGCAUAUUUUACCCUAACUUCCUAUUUUUUUAAAUUUAAGCUUAUCAUCUACUAUACCAAGUUGCAGCAGAAGAGACACAGUAGUCUGGGUGAUGCAGGGUUUUCCUUAAACCUGUGGACUCUUCUUCAAUCCCUCUGUCCACUGAGUAUGACUGGGCCUCCGCUGUCCCCUCUGUCACAGAUCAUCCAUGCCAGGAGCACACGUUUGUUCUGUAGUAAGGGUUUCACAGAGCACAGGAAAUCUGUUGUGAUGCAUGUCCCGCUCCCACCCAAAAGCAGGGUCAUGGAGCUCACUGCACGGAAUCCUGGAGGAACUCACUAGGAGAUGGUUUUAGUUCUCGUUCUAGCAUAGCUGGCCUGUCUGCCCUGAAUAUUAGCUGGAAUCCUAAGCCUAUCUUACUGGCUUAAAAAGUUUUUGUACUUCUGAGUAGUGACUGAUGGAACAGAAGGUAGAAGACAGAGAAUAAUUGAACUAAGCUGUUUAAAAUAAAUUCUGAGUAAGCAUACAUUUUAUAUAUGUGCCUUUGGAAUGUUCAUUAUAAAACAAAUAAACAACUUUAGUCUUUUUAGUUUUACGGUUUAAAGCUUUUGUUUUUGUGGGGUGGGUUUUGAUAGAAGGAUCUGGUUAUAAGUUCUGUCCUUAUGAUGUAGUACAGUUAACUUUGUUUUUUUGUGCUUGUAUCCCAGUGCUUCGAAAUUUAUUUUGAAAUCUAACGGGACCUGUCAGUUGCCAAAUGGCAGUAGUUCUAUAAGCUCCUCUGAUGAUCAUUAUUUAGGUCAGCCAUCACAGUCAAUAUUCACAAGAUCCUGAAGAACCACAGUACUACCAAUUAGCUAGUCAAUAUUUUAUUGAAGGAAACUUGAAUUUACUGUAGGCCUUGGAGAGAAAAUGGGAUGCACUCAGCUUGGUUAUGACCUUUAUAAAAUAUUUCUUUAUAAAAAUCAUCAAACAUGAUUUUUAUGCCCUGAAACCAAAAUAUUCUUUUAAAUUACAAUGGAAAUAAUGGGAAAAUGAUGUGAGGUAAUGUUAUAUGUAAAAUAGAUAUAUAAUUCUUUUAC
Molecule: messenger RNA, 3693 nt
Organism: Balaenoptera musculus (blue whale)
Lineage: Eukaryota; Metazoa; Chordata; Mammalia; Artiodactyla; Balaenopteridae
Gene: CTNNAL1
Product: catenin alpha like 1
Exons: 19
Coding region: 108-2312 (734 amino acids)
Biological process (GO): Rho protein signal transduction; cell adhesion
Molecular function (GO): actin filament binding; cadherin binding
Source: RefSeq, a predicted model, not a curated record